UGAGUUAAAAGUCCUUCACUUUGUCAACGUCGUAACCAUGUGGUCCGUUCGAGUUUAAAGUCAGUUCUUACGAGCAGAUUAAUAUUUACUUUGUUUUAUAUUUCUGAUUGCUGAUUUUGUUUUAUUUAUUUUAAUUAUCAGACAUGCAGCUUUGUGGAGUUUGUAGCGAGCAGGUUCCAAAAUACAGAUGUCCUGCGUGCAGAAUAAGAUAUUGUUCAGUGAGUUGCUUUAAGAGACACAAAGAUGAUGAUUCAUGUCACCCAUUCAAAGAAACAGCACCACCUGUCAGCACCCCAACACCUGUGAGCCAUGCUGAACAGCCAUGGACUGUUGAUGAUCUCCUUGAUGAAGACAGUCAAAGUGACAAAGUGCCGUUACAGAAACUUCAGCAACUAGGUGAGUCAGAGGCGCUGAAGGCUCUGUUGUGGAAUCCGCAUCUCCGACAGGUAAUGAUGUCAGUGGACUCGGCUGAAGAUAAAGCCAAAGCUGUGAAGAACGCCAUGCAGGAGCCACUGUUUGUGGAGUUUGCUGAUCAGUGCUUGAAAAUUAUUGAACCAGCACAAAUGGAUGAUGAUGAUGAUGAUGUAUAAUAUGCUUAAUGUCACAUAUGGACUAAACUACAUGCAAGUCCAAUACUCUCAGUUGGGUGCUGUUUUUAGUUUGAUGUUGGACUUUUUAAGAAUUCCUGUGUCUUUCAAAUAGUGCUUUAUGUCUAUUUUUUUAUUAAACAAAUGUGUUUUGAAUGCAAAGUUGUAGUGAGAGCACUCAGCCAAUGUCAAACAUCACACAGUCAUUCUGAAAUGCUUUUUGGCCAUUUUACUCAGAUUGUACAUUGUUCCGUACAGCAGUAGGUCAUUGCAUGCCAUCAUGCACUUUAUGCAUUUUAGAAAUAUAUAUAUUUAACCAACUAUAGAAUCAGUGUAUAAGAAAACCCAGGAUGAGAGAACAUGCAUAUACUGAUCUUUAUUGUCAUUUUCAAACACAACAGUUUGACAAAGUGAUUGUUUUUUGUUUGCUCAUUUUUAACUCGGUACCAUUUAUAGUAGCUGUGUCCAAACUAAUAACCUGAUCUGUUUUGAUGUCUCAUAUUUUGUGGUUAACACGCUGAGAUUAUAAAUAUAUAGAGGUACAUGUUG
Messenger RNA from Myxocyprinus asiaticus (Chinese sucker), 1136 nucleotides. It is a transcript of the gene znhit3, whose product is annotated as zinc finger, HIT-type containing 3. Gene Ontology annotation, cellular component: pre-snoRNP complex; nucleus. NCBI's taxonomy places the organism in Eukaryota, Metazoa, Chordata, Actinopteri, Cypriniformes, Catostomidae. The record is from RefSeq and is a predicted model, not a curated record. Bases 144 to 590 code for a protein of 148 amino acids. Gene Ontology annotation, biological process: box C/D snoRNP assembly; snoRNA localization; maturation of LSU-rRNA from tricistronic rRNA transcript (SSU-rRNA, 5.8S rRNA, LSU-rRNA). Gene Ontology annotation, molecular function: protein binding. The transcript has 5 exons.